UUACACGUAGUUUUUAAACGUUGAUGGCUGAUUCCUCGUUGAGUGCUUUCUUCAUUGCGGCUCGUAAUAACAUUUCCUUGGUGUUUUAGCAAAUAUUCAAGGGAAUUUCACACUGACUUUGCGAAGAAAUCAUUCAUAAGUUCCCCGGAAAGGUGAUAGCGGAAAUCCUUCAAAGAUCGCUUUGUUGUGAUGGCCAGCACGAAAAACGUGUACAAGCUGUUUGUGGGAAACAUUCCUUGGACUGUCGGCACUCGGGAGCUGCGCUUGUACUUUUCCGAGUUUGGCCGGGUGCUUCAGGCUAACGUGGUCUUCGAUAAGAAUACCGGUCUCUCGCAAGGAUACGGCUUCGUGAGCCUGAACAAAGAGGGCCUGGAGAAUGUAGAGAGCAAGCAGCAGCACAUUCUCGAGGGAUACACUCUUCAUCUGGACAAGAACAACUAGUAGACAGAAGC
Messenger RNA from Phlebotomus argentipes, 452 nucleotides. RefSeq names its product SRA stem-loop-interacting RNA-binding protein, mitochondrial (gene SLIRP1). The transcript has 2 exons. The record is from RefSeq and is a predicted model, not a curated record. NCBI's taxonomy places the organism in Eukaryota, Metazoa, Arthropoda, Insecta, Diptera, Psychodidae. The coding region runs from base 190 to 441 and encodes 83 amino acids. Gene Ontology annotation, molecular function: RNA binding.